CUUUCAUUUCUGUAAUCUCAGCCGUUGAUUUCUCCAAUGCUCUGGAGACCAUCUAGGGUUACCAUCGAUCGUCGACCACCACAUUAUCAUCAUCAUCCUCUUCUUUGUCUUCCAAUAUGUCUUCCAAGAUCAAUCGCUCAUCCAUUGAUCCGAUUGCUCCGCCGUCAUGUACCCACUUGACCGAGUUCCGAUCUCGAAAUGGGUCCCACCCUUUCCGGGCUUUCCAGAAUUGCCUUCGGGUAAAGCCAGGCCGUGCUUCCAUACGCCGGGAUCCUCACGAGGUUCCACGUUGUUCCGCCUGUGGGGACUCAGCUACUUCCCGCCUAUAUGCUUGCAUUGCGUGCGCCACCGUGUCUUGUCACGCGCCCGCUGGGGGGCUAUAUCAUGCGACGGCCCACGCCUCCGCAAUGUCGCCGGGUCAUGAGAUCGCUGUCGAUGUUGAUCGGGCCGAGCUCUUCUGCUGCGCGUGCCGUGACCAGAUUUACGAUCGCGAUUUCGAUGCUGCGGUGGUAUUGGCUCAGACCAGCGCGUCUACUCUUGGUGGUGGGUCAGCCGCGAUUCCGUCUCCACGGCCGGAGAAUCUUCGGAAGCGUCGCAGAGUGGACUAUCGGCCGUGGUUUCCUGAUCAGCGCGAGCAGUUUUUGAUGGGAAGCGGUUCAAAUCCACUGGACGGUGACCAUUGUUCUUCGGAUCUGCCGCGGGGAUUGCGUGGGUUGAACAAUUUGGGGAAUACAUGCUUUAUGAAUUCUGUCUUGCAGGCUCUGCUUCACACGCCGCCUCUGAGAAAUUAUUUUCUGAGCGAUAGGCAUAACCGAUAUUUUUGUCAGAAAAACAGUAAUGCUGGCAAUGCGGAGAGGAGAACUGCUAAUAACAAGGAUGGCGGCAAUGGGAAUAAGAAUGUGCGAGUAUGCUUAGCUUGUGAUCUGGAUGCUAUGUUUUCCGCUGUGUUUUCGGGAGAUCGGAAACCCUACAGCCCCGCAAAGUUCUUAUACAGUUGGUGGCAACAUGCAGCGAACCUUGCAGGUUAUGAACAGCAGGAUGCACAUGAAUUUUUCAUCUCCAUGCUGGAUGGGUUAUGUGAAAAGGUGGAGAGGGAUCGGCGGAAGCCUCAUGGUCAAGGCAUUGGAGACUGUUGCAUUGCUCAUAGGGUGUUUUCUGGUAUAUUGCGAUCUGAUGUUAUGUGCAUGGCCUGUGGUUUCACUUCUACAACUUAUGACCCUUGCGUUGACAUCUCACUGGAUUUGGAACCAAAUCAAGGCGGUUCUGCCAAGAUAACUACCACAACAUCAAAAGAUUCAUGCAAUGGUGAGUCGGAUUGCAUGAAACCAGGUCAAACCUCUGGGACAUCAACUCUGAGGGGUUGCUUGGAGCAAUUUACAAGAGCUGAGAGGCUGGGGUCGGACCAAAAGUUUUUCUGUCAACAGUGUCAAGUGAGGCAGGAAUCUCUCAAGCAAAUGUCCAUAAGAAAGCUUCCCUUAGUUUCAUGCUUCCACAUAAAAAGAUUUGAGCAUUCUUCAACAAGAAAGAUGUCAAGGAAGGUGGACCGCUAUCUGCAAUUUCCCUUGUCACUUGACAUGUCACCCUACCUUUCCUCUUCAAUCUUAAGGAGCCGUUUUGGGAACAGAAUCUUUCCUUUUGAUGAUGAUGAGCAGCCUGAUGCUACAAGUGAAUUGGCAUCAGAGUUUGAGUUGUUUGCCGUUGUCACUCACUCAGGUAAGCUAGAUGCUGGCCACUAUGUGACUUAUUUGCGGUUAGGCAAUCAAUGGUACAAGUGCGAUGAUGCAUGGGUCACUCAGGUUGAUGAGAACAUUGUUAGGGCUGCCCAGGGCUACAUGAUGUUCUAUGUACAGAAGAUGCUUUACUACAAAGCAACUGAGAAACAAGGCGCUUCGUGAUGUUUUGUGGUCCAGAAGAUAGUCCUCCAAAUUAGUGGGUGUCACGGAUAACAUGAUUUUUUUCACAUUUGUGACAUGCCAAUGCUAUAUUCAUAUAUACCUUGAGAUUGAAAAAGAAAAAAAGGAAAGAGAAAAGAAGACAGUUUUCUGGAAUCACAAAUAACACCUCUCUCUGAUCUCUUGGCUAACACUUGGGGAUUUGGGAGUUAUUCUAUACCUUUUCAGUUGGAGCAAGAAGCAAGCCAGAAUUUUUUAGGCACUCCAACUGUUUGGAAACCAUAUUUAGGAGUAUGGUAUUGUCAGAAGCAAGUUUCUGAUUUCUUCUUUGUUGC
This is a messenger RNA of Neltuma alba, 2227 nucleotides long. Its product is annotated as ubiquitin C-terminal hydrolase 22-like. Gene Ontology annotation, biological process: protein deubiquitination. The coding region runs from base 117 to 1895 and encodes 592 amino acids. The transcript has 3 exons. The record is from RefSeq and is a predicted model, not a curated record. Gene Ontology annotation, molecular function: zinc ion binding; cysteine-type deubiquitinase activity. NCBI's taxonomy places the organism in Eukaryota, Viridiplantae, Streptophyta, Magnoliopsida, Fabales, Fabaceae.